Molecule: messenger RNA, 2803 nt
Organism: Photinus pyralis (common eastern firefly)
Lineage: Eukaryota; Metazoa; Arthropoda; Insecta; Coleoptera; Lampyridae
Product: juvenile hormone acid O-methyltransferase-like
Exons: 4
Coding region: 426-1235 (269 amino acids)
Source: RefSeq, a predicted model, not a curated record
CCUGUAUAAUACUUUGCAAUUUAAAUUGUGCAAUAUAUGUGGUGCAAGAAAUUCCACAGCGUAAGACGGCUUUUACAUGGGUAGUAAAGAUAUGAUAAGAUCCCAAAAAGUGGCACACUGUUCAUUAGAUAAGGAACAAGUUUGUGAUAUGAGAGGGCAUAGGUCAACAGUUAGUAGCCUUUUGUAAACACGUGGACAGAUUGUUAGCGUUCCCUUUUCAAACUGUAAGUAAAAAGUAACUGGGAGAAUAUCGAUUCCAUUGGAAUUCAGUGCAGUGUAUUAAGAUAGAUAUUACGUAUUACCGAUAAGUCAAAGAUUUUAUCAACAUUUCCAGACUUGGACAUAAAUAUUCGUAGAGGUCCUGUUCUUGAAGGUAUUGUAAUUAUCUUAUACGUUUGGCAUCAUUGCGCUGCCUUUCUUUGAAGAUGGAGAAUCCAGACCUGUAUAUAAAACAUGUAUUACCUCAGCUGACGAAAUAUUAUCGACAUUUAAUGGACACUUACCUUCCAUAUAUUCGGCAUGAUACGAACCACAACAAGUCAGUGUUGGACAUUGGCUGCGGUCCGGGAAAAACGACUCAAGACGUUAUUCUUCCCUACCUGGAGCAAGAUUUUAAAGAAGUGAUUGGAAUUGAUAUUUCUAAAACAAUGCUCGAUUACGCGAAGAGAACCUGCGGUGACGAUCGGGUUAGCUUUGAGGAAGUUGAUAUAUUGGACGUUCCAGAUAAAUUUGUGGGUCGUUUCGACUAUAUAUUUUCUUUUAUGACAUUCCAUUGGAUAGAAGAUAAUAGAAAAUUAUAUUCUAACAUUUUAAAAAUGUUGAAGCCGAACGGUGGCUUUCUUGCCACUUACGUAUUUUCUAGUACAUCGGGUCGUAUCAUCAGAGAACUGCAAACAAAUGAAAAGUACGCACCUUACUUUACCAAUUUCCAGAAAACAAGGAACGCGAGAAUGCCAGAAAAGGAAUUAACUAGCCUUUUAGAAGAUGUAGGAUUUGAAAGUGUCUUUUGCCAGGUAAAACCAACUUAUUUUGAAGAUUAUACUGCGGAGGACUUAGAAGGCCGUUUCAUUACAAUAAGUCCGUUCUAUGAGUUGGUUCCGAAUCAUUUACGAAAGGAAUUCUUGGCAGACCACGUUGAUCGAUUUGAAUCGGUGAUUGAUGCCAAUGGCAUAAAAAAAUAUUACUUUGAAGACAACCUGUUUGUAAUACAUGGGCGAAAAAUAAACUCAAUUUAGACGCAUUUGGCUUAAAACAAUGUCUAAAUUAUCCCUCACAAUUUUACCACACUCUUGAUGAUGCCUCCUUUGCAGAUAAUUCCGAGACUGUACUUGCCUAACCUUACAAAUCUAUUGAACCUUGCUAAUGAAAGAACAUUGGAAAUUAAUACCGGAUCGUCUCCUCGGAAUUAACACUCACAUAGCGUAUUUCCGGCUACGUAGCUGUCUUUACAUUCAGAAAUUAACGUACUUCUUACGUACAUGCUCAGUGCUGAAUUUUCUACAAAUGUUGAUAUCAUUCGACGAUCUCAUCAGAAGCUCCUUUAUCAACGUUCUCAACGUGAGUAUCAGUAAUUAGAAAAUAAACUGUUACAACUUCGUCUCCAGACAUCCGGAACCUAUUAUGAAAACAAUGCUCUACAGAAAUUAAAAGGCGCAGAAAGGCCAACCUUAAAUUGCAUCAAAUGUUUACAGAUUCCCUCUUGAAAUUCCCCUAGUCUAAAUUUCGAUACCCUAUAAAUUUUCUAUGACAUGUAAUGACUAAUCUACGCUACCCUUGAAAUCUAAAAAAAUCAAAAAAAUAGUGCCAAAUUUAGAGCUUGUAACAGUUAGUUUUGAUUUUAGUGUAGGGUUGUUGUAUAAUUUUUGCUCGAAGUAUUUGGUUUGCUUUGUGUUCGUUAGCUUUCGGCAUUUGUACGAUUUCGAGAUAUUUCUGGAGGCCAUGAUAGCGAAAUUGUAAUUUGCUUGUCACUUCAAGCCGUUGCGUAAUUUGGCAUGUGCAAAGUUUGAGCCGUAUAGGUCCAAGCAUUUGGCAGUUAUCGUGUUCACGGACGGACAGACGACGGACACCAUGGACUCCCCUAUGAAGUUUACAUCGCUUUGCUCUGCCGCUUUUCAAAGCAAAUCCCGUAUCCCAAAUACCAAAGUGCUGACCUUAAAAAAACAUAUGGAACUAUUAAGGAAGUAUUAAGAUAUAUUAAAAUACUCAUAUGCUAGGAAGAAUUUAGUAAGUGACAAUGAAAACUAAAUAGUCAAGACGACGGUGACGAUUGUAGGAAGAGAAAAGGAAUUCGACGUGGAAAUCAACGAACGAAUAAGCAAAAGUAUACCAGCCACGUAUUCACUGCUAAAGACUUCCCGAAAGUAGCACAACUGAUGUUUAAAAUAUGCGAUAUGUUUGCCUCUACUAGAAAAAUCCUCGGAAAAAUCUUAAUGUGAGAAAGUUUGUACAUGUGCACAUAAAUCGUCGAAAUUGAUCUUGGUUGAGGUGCCAGAGCUAUAAGCUAGCGAGUGGAACAAGAACGAUCUACAUAUCUUGAAAACUGUAGGAGCAGUUAAGGCUUCGGAUAGACGGACGGAGAAAGUGGUCAUGCUAUUUACGUUCCAACACAUUUAAAAUACUUAACAGGUAAUAUAGAUUUGUUAACUAUAAUUAUUUUUUAAAUCGUUUCUUAUAUAAAUAAUAAUGUCAGCUAGGCCUGGUGAUGGGAUAAUUGACUUCCGAAAUCGAUCGCCAAAGAAAUAUCAAUUUUAAAUAAAUUACCUCAGUUCGAAAACUGUCAUUUUUUCAUAGCUUAAUCCUGUAU